AUGGGAGUCGCUGGACGAGACCCUGAUAUACAUGUCACGCAGCAAAUCGCUCUCUUGCAUCAACGCUAUCACCUUCCUUGCAUACCUCGUUCCUUCCAUACAGGACAAACAGCGACAGUUGUGGUCAGUGAACUGAUUGAGCCAUCGCCUCCCCCAGUCUCCGUAUCAGUGGAGAACGAAGAUGUGCUACUAUCCGCUUCUGCCAAUAAUUCCAUUUUUUUAGCUGAUGAUGAGUUUGAGGAGUUGUGCUUCCAGUUCGGCUUGGAGCUUGAUGAAAUUACUUCAGAGCAGGAGCUCGUUGCUCGUGAACAGGGACAAGACCGUGCCAAAGACUUCAGUUCCGAUAAAAUUUACAAAGUAGAGGUCCCUGCCAACCGAUACGAUAUCUUAUGCCCCGAAGGACUCUGUAGGGCACUGAAGGUAUUCAAUGGGGAAAUUAUGGUCCCAAAUUUCAAACGGUUAACAGUGAACGCACCGAUCCAGUUGUCUGUUCGACCGGCGACUCAGAGCGUACGACCUUUUGUUGUUGCUGCAUUGCUACGAAAUGUCAAGCUGGACGAGGCGAGCUUUAACAGUCUCAUUGAUCUUCAAGAAAAGCUCCAUCAAAACAUUUGCAGGAAGCGCUCUCUGGUAGCCAUUGGGACACACGACUUUGACAGCUUGUCACCUCCGUUUGUGUACGAUGCAAAACCGCCUGAGGAGAUCCGUUUUAUCCCACUGAAUAAAACCCAAGCAUACACUGCUCCAGAACUCAUGGAACUCUAUUCGACAGACAGUCAUUUGAAGCCCUACCUUCCAAUCAUACAGGACAAGCCAGUGUAUCCGGUGAUCACAGACGCUAAUGGAACGGUGCUUUCAAUGCCUCCGAUCAUCAAUGGUACGUUUAUUGUAAUUCACAGUGAACACAGUCGUGUGACUCUCAAAACUCGGAACAUUUUCAUCGAAGCAACGGCCACCGACUUGCACAAAGCUUCUAUUGUCCUCGACACGCUAGUCACAAUGUUCUCUGAAUACUGUGACCCACAAUUCACGGUAGAACCGGUCCUGGUUAUCCAACAUGACGAUAGUCAUCACUUGUUCCCUCGUUCCAUACACUGUCCUUCUUCAGCUGGUUCUUCCGGUCUACUGUCUGUACGCAUCCCGCCAACUCGACAUGACAUUCUACACGCUUGUGAUAUUGUAGAGGACGUGGCUAUCGCGCACGGAUACGAUAACAUUCCGGAACAAUUACCCCAAACCUACAAUAUCGCCUUUAGACAACCGAUCAAUAGGCUUGCUGAUAUGAUUCGCACAGAGAUCGCGCACGCUGGUUUCACCGAGGCUCUCAGUUUCUCUCUAUGUUCCAGGGAUGACAUUUCGGUCAAGUUGCGCCAUAACCUCAAAGAUAUUCCUGCCGUCCAUAUUUCCAACCCGAAAACAUGUGAUUUUCAAGUCGUCCGAACCACCUUGCUUCCGGGCAUUUUGCACACGAUCAGCAAUAACCGGAGACUCCCUUUGCCUCUCAAGCUGUUCGAAGUUCAAGACGUAGUGGUCAAGGAUGCCAAUAAAGAUCCAACCUACUUCAGUGGUCGAUGCGCAGAUGUCGUUCUGUCUCCGGGACAUCACGUGGUCGGGCGCUUGGGCGUGCUCCACCCGGACGUGUUGCGUAACUUUGACCUGACAAUGCCUUGUUCCGCGUUGGAUCUGGACCUGGAAGUGUUUCUAUGAUCAAAUUUGAUUUAUUGAUGUGGCUUUUCUUGUGGACUUGGAAAUGAAUAUCAUUUUGCGAACACAGUCUUUUA
Opisthorchis viverrini is the source of this 1781-nucleotide messenger RNA. RefSeq lists its product as hypothetical. Gene Ontology annotation, biological process: phenylalanyl-tRNA aminoacylation. Gene Ontology annotation, molecular function: RNA binding; phenylalanine-tRNA ligase activity; magnesium ion binding. Gene Ontology annotation, cellular component: phenylalanine-tRNA ligase complex. The coding region runs from base 1 to 1707 and encodes 568 amino acids. The transcript is spliced from 13 exons. NCBI's taxonomy places the organism in Eukaryota, Metazoa, Platyhelminthes, Trematoda, Opisthorchiida, Opisthorchiidae. The record is from RefSeq and is a predicted model, not a curated record.